AAUACUCUCAAACACAUUAAUAGCAGCAGCAAUAUAUUAUUGUCGUAUAUUAAUUACAAUUAAUUAGACAAAUUAUAGACGAAGACAAUGAGGAUCACUGCAAUAGCAGCGGCGGCCGCCAUAAUUGUCGGCGUACUCUUGGUGGCGGCGCCGCCGAGCCAGGCGGCGGAGAAUUGCCGGCAGGUUAACGCCGCCCUGGCGCCGUGCGUAAGAUACCUUAUAGGCCACGGCGGCAGCGCCCCAUCUCCGGCGUGCUGUUCCGGCGUCCGAGCCGUUAAAGAAAUGGCGGCGGCCGACAAGAGGGGCUGCUGCCGCUGCAUUAAGGCGGUCGCCGACCGUUAUCCGAACAUGAAGGAUGACGUGGCGCUCGGCCUUCCCGCCAAGUGCGGCGUCGAAACGGACAUCCCUAUCUCACGUGCCAUGGACUGCGAGAGGAUCAAUUAGAGAUUUAUCGAGAAAUCUCAUUUAAAUAAAUACAUGUUGACAAUGAACGUUCGGUCAUGCAAUAAAAUAAUUCCAUCCGGUUGUUACGUAAGAAAUGUGACUAUGCGGACUUAAUAUUUUCUAUUCUAUUCGUCUCA
This is a messenger RNA of Andrographis paniculata, 581 nucleotides long. RefSeq names its product non-specific lipid-transfer protein 1-like. Gene Ontology annotation, cellular component: membrane. The transcript is spliced from 2 exons. Bases 88 to 444 code for a protein of 118 amino acids. NCBI's taxonomy places the organism in Eukaryota, Viridiplantae, Streptophyta, Magnoliopsida, Lamiales, Acanthaceae. Gene Ontology annotation, molecular function: lipid binding. Gene Ontology annotation, biological process: lipid transport. The record is from RefSeq and is a predicted model, not a curated record.